Messenger RNA from Delphinapterus leucas (beluga whale), 538 nucleotides. It is a transcript of the gene SDHAF3, whose product is annotated as succinate dehydrogenase complex assembly factor 3. Gene Ontology annotation, cellular component: mitochondrion; mitochondrial intermembrane space. The record is from RefSeq and is a predicted model, not a curated record. Lineage: Eukaryota; Metazoa; Chordata; Mammalia; Artiodactyla; Monodontidae. Gene Ontology annotation, biological process: succinate metabolic process; mitochondrial respiratory chain complex II assembly.
CAGCUUGUAAGGAGAGGCAGGCGCGCGCGGUCUCUCUGCGCAGGCGCGGCCUGUGGUCCACGCUUGGAGUUAUGCCUGUUCGGCACGUCUCGCGUGUCCGGGCCUUGUAUCGGCGCAUUUUGCUGCUGCACCGGGCUCUGCCCCCAGACCUCAAAGCCCUUGGUGACCAGUACGUGAAGGACGAAUUUAGGAGACAUAAGACCGUUGGUUCUGACGAGGCCGAGCGAUUCUUGCAGGAAUGGGAGGCAUAUGCAGCAGUGCUAUGGCAACAAGCUAAUGAAAACAGACACAAUUCAACUGAAAAAGCAUGUUUUGGAAUCUCCCUACCAGAAGAAAGACUUAAUGACUUUCGUGAUGAACAAAUUGGACAGUUGCAGGAGCUGAUGCAAGAAGCCACUAAACCCAAUAGGCAGUUUAGUAUUACUGAGUCCAGGAGACCAAAAUUUUAGUCUAUACAAUAAAGUUUAACAAAGCAUUUCAAAUUCAGAGCCCCUUAUUUUAACUAUCAUUGGUUUUGAAAAUUUAUUUCUUAAGCUUU